Messenger RNA from Prunus dulcis (almond), 2212 nucleotides. Its product is annotated as pentatricopeptide repeat-containing protein At1g05600-like. The record is from RefSeq and is a predicted model, not a curated record. Gene Ontology annotation, molecular function: protein binding. The coding region runs from base 618 to 2129 and encodes 503 amino acids. The transcript has 2 exons. NCBI's taxonomy places the organism in Eukaryota, Viridiplantae, Streptophyta, Magnoliopsida, Rosales, Rosaceae.
CGCUCUUGGAAUCCAUUCGUCUAAAAGUAUCCUCUCCGAACCCAAAAUCUUCCUUCCCCUUAUGCCAAGAGACCAAGAAUCAAACGUGGGCUCAUCAGCUAUAGCACUCUUCCUAGUCCCUCAUGUGCCCUCGAUUGCUCGUCUGCUGUCGGCGGUCAGUUACUGUUCUGUAGCAGCGACGUCGUCUAUCAGGUACUGUUCUCGCCUCUGGAACUGAGUCGUUAAAUCUUUCGUUCCAGAUCGAUACCGUACCGCGAUUGGGUACGCUCAAUCCUGAUCGAAAUUCGUAGGGGAGUAAAAUGUGCAAACGAAUAGGAAGUUGAUGGCAGCAGCAGAAGCAAGGGCUGUGUGGCAGAGAACAGCUAAUCGUUGUUUUGUUCAAUAAGAUGCCAAAGGAGCUCCCAAAUUAGCUUGCUGCCAAUCCUCAUCUUCAACAACUAAGCGGGUUGAUGCAGGGCCUGCAACUGUAGCAAAAGGGCCAGAUCAUCCUGCUGCUGGCUUCAUGCCUCUUAAUAGGAAUCCUUCAUUGUUGCGCUUCAUCUCUUUGACGCUCAGAGAAUGCAGGCUUCUGGCGUAGUGCAAGAUCACAGAGUGACAGUGGUCAAUAUUGGAUCACCAUGAGUAUAAGAUGGCCGAGGCUUCUAACACCCACGCACCUCUCUCAGAUUAUACGAAAGCAGAAAAACCCAUUAACAGCUCUCCAAAUUUUCAGUGAAGCUAAAUGCAAAUACCCCAAUUACCGUCACAACGGUCCAGUUUAUGCCAACAUGAUCAGCAUACUCGGAAACUCAGGCCGAAUCAAUGAGAUGAAGGAAGUAAUUAAUGAGAUGAAAAACGACUCCUGUGAAUGCAAAGAUUCAGUUUUUGUUUCUGUAAUUAAGACCUAUGCAAGAGCUGGGUUGCUGGACGAGGCAGUGUCUCUUUUCAAGAACAUUUCACAGUUCAACUGUGUGAAUUGGACGCAGUCUUUCAAUACCCUUUUGGAGAUUAUGGUGAAAGAGUCCAAGCUUGAAGCAGCUCAUCGUAUUUUCAUGGAGCAUUGUUGUGGAUGGGAAGUGAGCUCUCGGGUUCGGUCCUUGAAUUUGCUUAUGCUUGCUUUGUGCCAAAAGGGUCGUUCGGAUAUUGCACUGCAAGUUUUCCAAGAGAUGGAUUAUCAAAGUUGCAAUCCGGAUAGGGAAAGUUACCGGAUACUAAUGAGAGGGUUGUGCAAAGAUAAGAGGCUGAACGAGGCAACCCAUUUGUUGUAUUCAAUGUUUUGGAGGAUUUCUCAGAAGGGUUGUGGUGAAGAUGUUGUGAUUUACAGAACCUUGUUAGAUGCCUUGUGUGAUAAUGGGCAGGUUGAAGGUGCUGUGGAGAUUCUUGGUAAGAUAUUAAGGAAGGGGCUCAAGGCCCCUAAGCGGUUUCGCCACAAUCUUGAUCUCAGCCAUUAUGGUAAUGGCGAAGACACGGAAGGCAUUAAGCGUUUGAUCAAUGAAGCUCUGGUCGGAGGUGGGAUACCCAGUUUGGCUAGUUACAGUGCUAUGGCAAUCGAUCUCUACAAUGAAAAUAAGAUUGGUGAGGCUGACAAAGUACUGAAAGAAAUGCAAGACAGAGGCUUUAGGCCAACAGCUUUGGUCUUUGAAGCAAAGGCAGCCGCAUUGUGUAGGGAAAGGAAAGUUGUUGAAGCAGUGGAGGUGAUUGAAAAGGAGAUGGUGGAGGCAAACUGUGUUCCAACUGUAAGAGUGUAUAGUGUUGUGGUAAGAGGCCUUUGUAGCGAAGGGCAGUCUGUUUUGGCCAUUUUGUAUCUGAAGAAGAUGGAAAAGCAGGUGGGUUGUGUUGCAGACAAGAAAACGUAUGGCAUUUUGGUCGAUGGGCUUUGUGGGGAGAGUAGAUUUCUUGAAGCAAGCAGAGUAUUGCAGGAGAUGUUGAUCAAGUCACAUUGGCCUUGUGCUGAGACUUACAAUAGAGUUAUUACUGGCCUUUGCUCAGUGGGCAAGCAAUAUGAAGCUGUUAUGUGGUUGGAGGAGAUGACAAGUCGGGCUAUGCUACCGGAAUAUUCUGUAUGGAGCUCAUUGGUGGCAUCUGUGUGUUGUAACAUGGCCAACAUUGAGGUUUGCUCCGACGCCUAUAAGAGGCUAAAGAGUUCUUGAUUUCUGUGUAGUUAGACCAGUUGAAAAUGGUUAACAUGCUUUGUACACUUUUUUGCCCCCUCUUAUUUAUGCAUUUUUCAUCA